Molecule: messenger RNA, 204 nt
Organism: Arctia plantaginis
Lineage: Eukaryota; Metazoa; Arthropoda; Insecta; Lepidoptera; Erebidae
Source: the annotation of a GenBank genome assembly
AUGGAUUAUGGUGGAUAUGGUGUGUUAAUAGGGGAUAGCGGCGGCUUUGACAGAGCAUCAAACAAUGUUGGGCCGGUCGAUGGCAGCUUACUGCUAAGAAACCUAGGAGUAGAGGAUGCGGGAUUAUACGAGUGUUCAGUAGAGAACGAGACAGCGUAUAUUGACAGGGUCAACCUUACAGUCAGGAGUAAGUCUUCACAUUAA